This is a messenger RNA of Ziziphus jujuba (common jujube), 2321 nucleotides long. RefSeq names its product leucine aminopeptidase. The transcript has 4 exons. Gene Ontology annotation, biological process: proteolysis. NCBI's taxonomy places the organism in Eukaryota, Viridiplantae, Streptophyta, Magnoliopsida, Rosales, Rhamnaceae. Gene Ontology annotation, cellular component: cytosol. Gene Ontology annotation, molecular function: zinc ion binding; metallopeptidase activity. Bases 210 to 2051 code for a protein of 613 amino acids. The record is from RefSeq and is a predicted model, not a curated record.
AUUCUCCCUCCAAAAUCAACAUAGUGAAAAUAAAAAACAAAAAGAAUCAUAAGAAAGAUCCCCACGCAAAGCACAGCUUCUAAAGCAUAAAUUUCCAUUAAAUUUUCAUUUCCUUUCAGAUUUUCCUCCUAACCAAACAACACCUUUUCAUUGUCACUGAAAUCACUCUGCAAUCCCUAACCCUAACUUUUUCUUCUUCUUUCUCUUCAAUGGCACUCGUUGACCCCCACUCGUUCACCGAUUCAACUCACCCAUUCGCCACCCACAUCUCCCUCACACUCUACUUUGACUUCGCUUCCCUCACCAUCCACGGCUCCGCCGUACUCAACCUCUCGACCCAACACACCGGCUCUCUCCACCUCGACACUCGCUCUCUCACCAUCCACUCCGUUUCCGAUCCCAGCUCCGACGACGCGCCGCUUCCCUUCUCUCUCUCCUCCCCGGACCCAAUCAGAGGGACCCAGCUCACUGUCACCCUCUCCAACCACUCCGCUCUGAGAAUCGUCUACUCCACUUCCCCAUCUUCCUCUGCCCUCCAAUGGCUCUCUCCGCCUCAGACUUUCAACAAGACCUACCCGCUCGUCUACACCCAAUGCCAGGCCAUCCACGCGCGCUCCGUCUUCCCCUGCCAGGAUACUCCUGCGGCGCGUGUAUGUUACAAUGCGCGUCUGAACUUUCCGAGACAGUUGUCGGCGGUAAUGGCGGCUCGCCACGUCGAGCGGCGAGCUCCGAUCGCUGGCGAGGCUGCCGAGCUCGUUUGCGGGGAUUCUAUGUGGUGUGCGGAAGGGAGGGUGGUGGAGGAGUUCACGAUGGAGCAACCGGUUCCGUCGUACCUGUUUGCUUUCGCGGUUGGGGAGAUUGGUUUCAGGGAGGUGGGACCCAGGACGAGGGUCUAUGCCGAGUCGGUGCCGGCGGUGUUGGACUCGGCGGCGAGGGAGUUCGCCAGCACCGAGGACAUGAUAAGGCAAGGGGAGAGGUUGUUUGGACCGUACGAGUGGGAACGGUUCGAUUUGCUGGUUUUGCCUCCGAGCUUUCCGUACGGUGGGAUGGAGAAUCCGAGGAUGGUUUUCUUGACGCCGACGGUGAUCAAAGGCGAUGCUAGCGGUGCUCAGCUGGUGGCGCACGAGCUUGCUCAUAGCUGGACUGGGAAUUUGAUCACAAACAAGACGAAUGAACACUUCUGGUUGAAUGAGGGUUUUACGACAUAUGCGGAGAGGAGAAUUGUCGAGGUUGUACAAGGAGAAGACAGAGCAGUAUUAAAUAUUGGAAUUGGCUGGAGGGGUUUAAAGGAGACAAUGGAGAGAUUCAAGGACAGGCUGGAGUUCACAAAGCUCAAAAACAAUCAGGAAGGAGUGGAUCCAGAUGAUGUAUAUUCUGAGAUUCCAUACGAGAAAGGUUUUCAGUUCCUAUGGCGCAUUGAACGCCAGGUUGGACGGCCUGUAUUUGAUGAAUUCCUUAAGAAAUAUAUUGCCACGUUCAAGUUCAAGUCAAUUGAUACCGACACCUUUCUUGAUUUUCUGAAAACUAACAUCCCUGGAAUAGAGAAAGAUAUUGACUUAACAUUGUGGACUGAGGGUGUUGGUAUCCCCCCAGAUGCCUAUGAACCUGUUUCCAUUCUGUAUACGAAGAUUGUGUCACUGGCAAAUGAAUUUAGCCUUGGUAGGAUGCCAAGGGAGGAUGAAGUUUCUGAUUGGCACGGCCAGGAGUGGGAGCUCUACUUGGAGAACUUGCCCAAAUCUGUUGAAGCUUCACAGCUCUUAGCUCUUGAUGAACGCUACAGACUCUCGGAAUCAAAGGAUUACGAGGUGAAGGUAGGGUUUCUCCAACUGGCAAUUUCUUCCAAGUGCAAAGAUUAUUACGCGGAGGUGGAAAAAACUCUUAAGGAAGUUGGGAGGAUGAAGUACCUUCGCCCACUGUACACUGCACUUGUACAAGGCACUGGAAAGGAGGAAGAGAAGGUUUUUGCCAAAAGGGUAUUUGCAGAGGCUCAUGAAUCUUAUCACCCUAUAGCACAGAAUGUUGUUGAGGCCAUUCUGAGCAAGCAUGUGUAGUAUACUGAUAUGAUGUAAAUAAAAGAUGAACUAAAACUUCUGAAGCUGAUCAUCAGAUGCUUUUUCUGCUCAUGCCAAUCCAAAACUGUUAAGAUGGAUUCCAUGAUUCAUUUCAACAAUUCUUUUUUUGUUGAAAAUAUGUGGAUUCUGGAAGGAUGCUAUACUGAUUUGGCUUUUACAUGAUGUGUAUGAAAAAACGAUAUUAUCGAAGCUAAUACCUCCCUCACAUUUCUCUUUUGGGUCUGAGGCUGGGUAACUGCGUUUACUUUA